Rotaria socialis is the source of this 678-nucleotide messenger RNA. NCBI's taxonomy places the organism in Eukaryota, Metazoa, Rotifera, Eurotatoria, Philodinida, Philodinidae. The record is from the annotation of a GenBank genome assembly.
AUGAAGUUUUCUGUUAUUCACUCGUCAUUGAUCGUAGCAGCUAUUUUAUCUGCUGGUUCAUCAGUUCAAGUUGCUGCAUUGGAUUCAGCAAAGCAUUUGGCUAAAAAGAGCAAUGAACCACAAAGUCGUAUUGAACCCGUAACAACCUCCCUUCUUGUGUCUGCUGCGCUUCCCAUGGUUCUCAAUCUAUUCACUGGUCUUUUGGGCAAUCUUUUAAGCAAACCAAAUGAUAUCGAAAACCGUGUUGUCUAUGGUCGACCAAUGCAACUCAAAUUAUGUGGUUCUGAAAAUUGUAUUCAAUUAUUGGACAAAGGCUCAGGUAUAACAACAGUCGGUAAAGGUGGUUCAAUGCAAGAAGCUUUGGGUGAUGCUAGCGGUGCUAUGUUAACCUCAUUAUUGGAAAGAAGAUUAUUGAGCAUGCACGAUUUAUGUCGUGAACAUAUUCAUUUUCCUCAUCCAGAUAAAGAAAAUUGUGCAAAUGUAGAAAUCAAUACAUGUGAACUUAGCAAACCAGUUGUGCCUUCACGUCCAUGCGUAGAUACACAUGGCGCUACCUACUGUUCAAAGAUGAAAAUACAUUGUGACGAUCAUUUAUACGGGCCACAUAUGAUGGAUGCUUGCUAUAAAACAUGCACAAAUGGCUGUCCACAGCCGCAACUUGGUCCAUGUGAUUACUAA